GCAUCUUUUGCUUGGAGGGAAGAGAGGACAUCUCGCUGUAAUUGAUUGGAUGACUAAAAAAUUAUUUUGUGAAAUCAAUGUUAUGGAAUCAAUACAUGAUGUCAAAUGGCUUCAUAAUCCUACAAUGUUUGCCACAGCCCAAAAAGACUGGGUUUAUAUUUAUGAUAACAAAGGAAUUGAAUUACAUUGCAUUAAAAAAUUAUAUCAAGUCAUUUGUAUGGAAUUUCUACGAUAUCAUUUCUUAUUAGCUACUUCGAGUGAGAAAGGUUUCUUAUCUUGGCUAGAUAUAUCAGUUGGAAAAAUGAUUGCUCAGUAUUUUACUAAGCAUAAUCGUCUAAAUGUUUUGGCUCAAAAUCCAUACAAUGGAGUACUCUUAACAGGACAUCCUAAUGGCACUGUUGCAAUGUGGUCACCGAAUACAAAUGAACCUCUUGCUACUAUGUUAUGUCAUCCACAUUCUGUGCGUGCAAUAGCUGUAAAUAAUGAUGGAAGAUAUAUGGCUACCUGUGCUUCAGAUAGAUCAAUGAAGAUUUGGGAUAUUAGGAACUUAAAAAAUCUGCAGUCUUAUCGUUUACAUUCAUCAGCAAACUGUAUAGAUUUUAGCCAAAGAAAUUUAAUUGGAAUUGGAAUGGGAAAUGUUGUUGAAGUAUAUAAAGAUUGUUGUACAACUUCUGUAGAAGCACCAUAUUUAUGUCAUACUAUUAAUGGCACUAUUACAGAUAUAAAGUUUUGUCCGUAUGAAGAUGUACUUGGAGUUGGUCACAAUAUAGGUUUUACAAGCAUGCUUGUUCCAGGUUCUGGAGAGCCAAAUUUUGAUGCUUUUGAAACAAACCCAUUUAUGACAAAAAAGCAAAGAAGGGAAACUGAAGUUAAAUCAUUAUUAGAAAAGAUUCAACCAGAAUUCAUAACCUUAAAUCCAGAAGAGGUGUCAAGAGUGGAUGUAAAAACUCUUCAAAACAAACUUGCCGAAAAAGAGAAAAUUCCGUAUGUGAAGCCUCAAAAAAUAGAUAUCGAGCCACGAAAGAAGACAAAGGGUAAAUCGUCUUCGGCGAAAUUAAUUAAAAGGAAAAACAAAAUUCUCGAUCAAGAAAAAAGGAGACACGUGGUGCGAGCGCUAAAGGAGAAAGAAAGUGCGGGGAAGAAGGAAGGUGGCGAGAAGAAGAAAGCCGUUUUAGACAGGUUCCGGUCGAAAAGCGGUCGACCGAAGUAACUGUAAGAAAUUGUCGUUUUCUGUAUUAAAGUACUUUUCUAUUUUAAAACAUGCGUCCGGUGGUGGUCGACAUCUACGCUCUUCCCAACGUCCAAUUGGAAUUCUCGGCCGAGGUCGAAGGCCAAUUAUUCGGAAACCCGCGUUAAAUUAUUUUCCGGCCAUAAAACGCGGACCGCGGUUAAAAUCGUCGUAUUCUUCCCGUUAACCGUCGAGUCGGACUCCGUGGGGGAGGAGAAUUUUUCCACGCAAAUAACGCCGC
This is a messenger RNA of Centruroides sculpturatus (bark scorpion), 1469 nucleotides long. Its product is annotated as WD repeat-containing protein 46-like. Gene Ontology annotation, cellular component: small-subunit processome; nucleolus; 90S preribosome. The annotation marks the transcript as partial. The record is from RefSeq and is a predicted model, not a curated record. The transcript has 9 exons. Gene Ontology annotation, molecular function: protein binding. Gene Ontology annotation, biological process: maturation of SSU-rRNA from tricistronic rRNA transcript (SSU-rRNA, 5.8S rRNA, LSU-rRNA). Lineage: Eukaryota; Metazoa; Arthropoda; Arachnida; Scorpiones; Buthidae.